AUGAAGAUUCGCAUACGUGGCCCUGGAGGCCAGUCUACAAUUUCCCUUGAUGAAAGCGCCACCAUCCAUGACCUACAGGCCCAGAUCAGCGAGAAAACAGCAUUGACAUCGUAUGAUAUCAAGUACGGCUACCCUCCUAAGCCGCUCGACCUCUCCCAGCUGGACCCCGCUCGGUCCAUCACCGAAAUUGGAACGAAUCUUAGUGGAGAGCAGCUCAUUAUUAGCAAGAAGGGGGGAUCUACGACGGGCACUUCAGUCAGUUCGGGCCAGCAACAGCAGCAACAAUCUGUUAUGACGAACACUGCUUGUCAGAUAGAUUCGAAUAGAGCCGCGCAGAAAAUUCAGCCAGCAGCGAGAAAUAUCUCGAAACCGCUAUCACUGUCCCGCAAGGGCAACACCGCCGUUGAAAAUGACCCUCCCGAGAUCCCAUCGCCGGAACACGGUGGUACGGUUGUCCUCCGCAUAAUGCCCGAUGAUAAUUCCUGUCUAUUCCGAGCGGUUAGCAGCGCAGUGAUGGGCGCAAUGGACGCAAUGACCGAGCUGCGGUCGGUAGUUGCGCAAACAAUCCAAGAACAGCCAGAUGUGUAUUCAGCAGCGGUACUAGAAAAAGCCCCAGAUGACUACUGCCGAUGGAUCCAGACGGAGGACUCGUGGGGCGGCGGGAUCGAAUUAAGCAUCCUGAGCAAACGCUUUGACAUCGAAAUCUGUUCCAUAGAUGUACAGUCGCUACGCGUUGAUCGCUUCAACGAGGGCCCGCCGACAAGGUGCAUCGUGGUGUAUUCGGGCAUCCACUACGACGUCAUCGCGCUCUCCCCGUCCGAUGAGCCGUAUACGCAUGCAUAUGCGCCACCAGAAUUCGACACGAAGAUAUUCGAUUCAGAGGACCCUAUUAUCUUGGAACGGGCUCUGGCGCUAUGCAAGAUCCUGCAGGUUGCAUUGCCGUCAGAACCUGACAAGCCUUUUACUAAAAACAGAAUCUAUGAGAUAUUUUCUCUCCAAAUUCAAUUUUCAUUGGCCGACAAGGUUCCAAGAAUUUUUGAAUGUCGAGAACUUUUAGCAUACCCAAUCGUGCUACUUCCAACGCAGCAACCCAGUAGCUCUAUCAAAGAGCCGUCUCACCGUGACCCAAUUAUUUGUCUUAUAUCCAGAUACUUCCACUCCUACCCGCAAAGCUCCCCUCGACUAAGGACUCCACGGUCGAGUUAUCACAACAAGGAAGCUGAGAAGCAUGAAGAGAAAUAUCGAGGGAAAUAUGCCGACUUUCAAAAGACUGAGGAUCGACCUGUCAGUAUUGUGCUUUCCCUCGAAACAUUUCCGCAAGCAGAACUGACCAUGGCUAUGCCCGACGUGAGAUGUUCCAACACUUGGCAAAAGCAGGAGAAAACAAGAAAGCUGCUGAAACCUGGAAAAAGUGGAAACGAAUACUUCUUCGUCGUAGGGAGUACGAAGAAGCUUUGCUCAAUCCCUUAUCUGAUACGCAAACUUGCUACUGUCCCGGCCGCAUCAUUCGGCCAUUAUGGGGACAGAAGCGACCGGCUGGCUUUCGCGACACAUCCAAUCGCCCGGCCCGGCUAUGAUGAUGAUGCUUUGCCGGUGAUCUCACCUUGGUUACAAGCAUCAGGUAACUUAACUACUAACUACCCUGACUGGUUUCUCCUCGUCUUCCGCGGAAGAGAUCUCACCAACAAUCGACCUGUAGUACACUUCAUGGCAUCCUCGUUCUCGGGUGCCUCCUCCGUGUUCGACACCCUAAAACCCCGGUCCUCUCUUGGCUCCGCCAUGUCAAACAACCUCGACGACGGAGUAGUAGCGUCACUUGGCACCACCACCACGACGGCUAACACCAUUGCUUCCGCCGUUCCCGAGAAAGCUCCAGAUGAUUCGUCAAAGUUAAAGACGUUCUUAGGGAUCCUGAGACAGUUCAUCGGUGUCUCGGAUAUCGCGACCGUUCGUUUCUCUCUCCCAGCCCAACUCCUCGAGCCAACUCCGAAUCUAGAAUAUUGGAAUUACUUGGAUAGACCGGAAACAUUUGUUAGCAUUGGAAAAUCUGACGACCAUCUCGGCCGGAUGCUGGAAGUCCUGCGGUUUUGGUUUACAAAGGAUCUCUGUAACUGGGAAAUAGAAGAUACUGAAAACCCGAUCGCCACCACCGCUCACACCUCCGCCGCCUCCACCACUUCGGCAGCUAUCAGUGGCGGUUCAGAGCGAGUGAAAAUAUCUUACUUAACCGAACAAACCUCGCACCACCCACCGGUCUCCGCCUUCUAUGUCGACUGCCCCCAGCGGGGCAUCACUGCCCGCGGCUUUGAUCAGAUUAGCGCCAAGUUCACUGGGACCAGCAUCCGCGUGACCCCUGGACAGCAUAACCUAGGUAUAUUCAUAACCCUGCGGGACCGGGGCAAUGAAGAAUACCAACUCACGCAUCCAGCGGCACACUUGGGCGGCCUGCUGCGCGGCUCACUUUCCAUCACAGUUUCAGACACAUGCUUCAUUACCUGCGCGGAGACACGCAUAAAAGCCAUCCUACAGUACCUUGAUGAAGGCUGGAUAGGUAAAGCACAGAAUAGGGUUGUUGGUAUCAUCUUCCGCUAUGAUCCGGAGAAUGAUAACCAAUUUAAAAUUAAGGACGUACCUGAGUCGGAUGUGCUGGCCCGCAUUGAAGGUUGCUGGCAUGAGAAGAUCUAUUAUACCCUAACCCCCACGGAAUCCAAUAUAUGCAAUGCGCGCAAAGGGAAAGACACGGAUGGGGGUAAAGAGAAAGACAAGGACAGAGAGAAACACCUCCUUAUCGACAUCGCUCCCCUCUUUCCAGUCUCAAAACUCAUACCACCAGAUGACCAACAGCUACCCAACGAAUCGCGCAAGUUUUGGUCUCGCGUUACCGCUGCCAUUGGUGAGAAGCAGUAUAGCCUUGCAACGAAGUUGAAGCAAGAGUUGGAGGAGAAGCAGAGACAGCUGGCUUCUGCAAGAAAGGAGAGGAAUGAGGAGUGGAAGCCGCGCUUUUUUACCGUACCCGUUGCAUCGUCGGGGAAGCCCGAACUUACGGCGGAUGGGGAGAGGCUGCUUAAGGGUUUGCACGAGGGAAAUUUCAUGCUUGAGUGGAUUGGGCCAACUGGGAAUGGAGAUACGGCCGGGAGUAUUUAG
Molecule: messenger RNA, 3144 nt
Organism: Blastomyces gilchristii SLH14081
Lineage: Eukaryota; Fungi; Ascomycota; Eurotiomycetes; Onygenales; Ajellomycetaceae
Exons: 9
Coding region: 1-3144 (1047 amino acids)
Biological process (GO): protein deubiquitination; endoplasmic reticulum unfolded protein response
Cellular component (GO): nucleus; cytosol
Molecular function (GO): lipid binding; cysteine-type deubiquitinase activity
Source: RefSeq, a predicted model, not a curated record